AGCAACAGAUUUUGAAAUUGAGAAAACAGUUGAAAUGGUCCACUAUAUUACUGAACUACUUUUGUUUUCCUUACGUUUGCUUUUAACGCUUUUCAUAACUAGGGCACCGUAAAUUUUGACUUGAGAUCAAAAGUAUGGUUGCCAACACUCUAUAAUUUGACUUCACAACAUUUUACGCGACUGAUAAAAAUCUACUGUAGUUGAUAUCAAUUUCUUCGACCAUCCAGAGUCAUGAGUAAGAAAGGAGGCAAAAGUGGGAAAGGAAAGGGACAGGGGAAAAAGGGGAAACAACCUAGUGCUAAACAACCUGCCCUUGUGGACGAUGCAACAAAACAGUUUUUUGUUUGGCAAAUAAACAUUCUCGAGGAAAAAGUUAUCAGGUAUCAAAAGCAAAAUGAUGAGCUUAUUGUGGCUAGUAACAACUUUCAGGACAAACUUGAUCAGUGUAUCGCAGACAAGAAUGACAUCAUCAAUUUUUAUAAAAAUCAAUUAGACGCCAAAAUAAAUGCCUACAAUGAUAUAAAUGACAAAUUCCUGACACUGAAACAGAUACUGGAGAAUGAGCAAGAGCACUGUCGGAAACAAAUGGCACAUAUCAGACGAGAAGCAGAUGAAACCCAGAGCUUGAUUGUGGCAGAGAAUAUGUCCUUAAACUCCAAGUUAGCAAGCCUUGAAGAAUUUCGAAUUCAGAAAGAUCAGAUGACUGCUAAACUGGAAUCAUUAGAGGAAGAGCUGGCCAACAAGAAUGAGGAAUAUAAUGAGAUCAUAGCCUCCAUGGAACAAAAGCUUGUGUUUGAUAGAGAGAGACUGAAAGCAGAAAUGAUUGCUAGAAUUAAAAAAGUUGCUGCUGAGUUUAGACGAGUGACGGAGAAAACUUUGAACACAACAAUCAAACGAACGCUGAAUGAGAAUGUCAUGGUCUCGGCCCAGUUGGCCAAAAUGUCUGACAAAACAGUGGAACUGAUCGAAGAGAACGACAGACAGAGUGCCAACACAAUCAAGCUGGAGCAGAAGAUUAAUUUAUUGGAAUCCAAUGAAAAACUGCUGACUAAAAGAUUUCAAAAGGGGCUUAAGUUAUUGAACACCCUGAAACAUGAAUGUAAAGAACAACAAGAUCUCAUUGAAACACUGCAAGCCAAACUCAGAAGUUACGAAGACAUGAAUACAGACGUUGAAGAGCUCAAGUCACGCAUUGACAUAUUAAAUAAAGAACUGAAACGACAGUCAGAGAUGAAUGAAGGCCUGACACAGCAAAAUCUCCGCUUCCGGCUUUCCAGUCUCGUUGACACAGACUCAAGAACUGAGAUGGAGCAACUAUUUGCUAAUGCUGUUGAUGCCAUCAAGGAAUCUGUGAUGAUGAUGGAUUCUGACACAGACUCUACUGAAGACUACAGUGCACGUGCGGUUGACUAUAAAUUAUUGAAACAAAAUAUGUUGGAAAGUCUAGUGGUGCUGCUAAAGAGCUCUGCUGCUUUGGGUAUCAGACCUUUCACACAGCAGAUUGAAGACAAGACUCCACUUCCCAAGAAAACUAUUUCCUUUAUACCUGGAGCCAAACACAACUGGACCAGCAAAAAUGUCAGGCCCCAUUAUUUAAAAGGUGACUUAGGACUGAUACCUGGACCACUUGAUCAAAUUCCUACAGCACUGGACAAAAUGAAGAAGAUAAGUCGAUCAGUAGAGUACAGCAAAUACCGCAGCAUAUUGCUUAAAACCUAUGGCACCCAGACCGAAUGUACACCUAUAUCUCUACUGUAUACUGGACAUGUGUUUGGACAAGAAAGCAUACACCAGGCCACAAGCAAACAGGAAAUGAAGAAGCCUAUCAUGGAGUCUGGUUCCAAUAUCAAGCCAAAAAGGUUUUUUAGUAAUUUCUGACUUAUAUUUAAGAUACCAACCAUGUCUAGAUUUAAGUACUUUUUCUUUCUUUUUUUUAUAUCAGUAUAUACAUUUAUUUGAUACUAUAUAGAUUAUACAUUCAUAUUUUGUAGGAAUUCUAUUAAUGACUAAACUAAUUACUUGCAGCGAAAAAUAAAGUUGUUCCAAAUGUG
This is a messenger RNA of Biomphalaria glabrata, 2051 nucleotides long. RefSeq names its product cilia- and flagella-associated protein 157-like. NCBI's taxonomy places the organism in Eukaryota, Metazoa, Mollusca, Gastropoda, Planorbidae. Gene Ontology annotation, molecular function: microtubule binding. The record is from RefSeq and is a predicted model, not a curated record. Gene Ontology annotation, cellular component: ciliary basal body; cilium. The transcript is spliced from 11 exons. Bases 232 to 1878 code for a protein of 548 amino acids.